UUGCGGCUUAAGUUUAGAAAGAAUAAUCAGCAUCAUUUUUGAAAAUUCCAAAUUGAAAGUCGGUCCAAGCUGGCUUGCUUACACUGUUUCAAUUCUACUUCUGACCACCUCGAUCGAUGUGCAUCCACUGUUGUCGCCUCCGCCGGACACCAUGUCCACCGAUUCCCUACAGCUGUCCACACUGUCCGGUGCGCACCAUCUCCAGCUGCUGCCCACUGGGCAGUCGGCCCUUCACCGAGAAUCCUUUUAUUAGGGGUCAGGAUCGGGAGCCAACCCCUGAUCCCUGUGACAGCUUGCCACCUCGCUGGCUUGAGGUCAAUCGACGGGUCAUUUACGCCUUGGCGAAUAGAUUAUAUCGAUCUCCAGAGGCUGCUCAUUAUAUUUUGCUUCGCCUGCUUUAUGCCAACUAUAGAAAAGUGAUGAUGAUAUCCCGAAAACGGAGGAGAUACAGAGUGCCACUAAGUGGGUUUCCAGAUCAGGAUUUGUUCUCCGCUAGCGCACUUUUUGAUAGCAAUGGUUAUCUCUCCGAUCCUAUGGUUCCCGAAACUCUUGGAAAGCUACUCCACAUGAUGCAGGACUAUAUCCUUCGGUUGAGGGCGUUGAAUCGCAAAUACAAGUGGUACGGAAACGGCGAGGACCUUGGAGAUGUAUUGCUCCUAUUGGGGGAACAAGACGAACUGGUAAGAUUGUUAAGAAAUCUCUUUGGAGACAGCGAUCUUGUGUCCAUUCCAAAGCUCCUAGGCGCCCUCAGCGAACUGGAAAUCAAUAAUUUAUUCGGCAAGUGGAAGAAGAAAACCGUGCCCUGCAUGGUGAGAAGUAUAUCCGAUCUCUACUCAGAAGUGACGGAACCAAAAAGUCCAAUUUUGAUAUCAUUAGCGCACAUUUUUAACAAAGAAGUUUCCCCGUCUUCAGUUGGGCCGAGCCAUUUGAAAAACAUCUCAAAUUUCAGUAGAAAGUCCUUGCCUGUGAUAGGUAAAAAUUCACCCUCUUUUGGAAGUAAAAGUGAAAAAUGCAUUUCAACAUCGAAGACAAAUUUAAUCCCAAGCAGUAUAAAAUGCCCCCAGAAAACCAACAUCAAGCAACCAGCAAUCAGUACACGGAUUUUAAAUCCACCUUCCAAGAACGCACAAGAAGAUUCCAUGGACGGCAAAGCUAUUUCCACCAAACCAAAGCAAUCUAUUCAUAGCCCCUUCGAUUCCCAAAAGAACUCCACCUGGAUGCCUCGCCACACAGACUCACAUCGAUUGAUGACGAAUGGUCGGAUUGCCGAAAGACGGGUCCACUACUGUAAAAAUCAGGAUGAGCAACUGAGCCUGUACAAUUUACUAAGAAGGUGA
Messenger RNA from Drosophila erecta, 1337 nucleotides. RefSeq lists its product as uncharacterized. Lineage: Eukaryota; Metazoa; Arthropoda; Insecta; Diptera; Drosophilidae. Bases 117 to 1337 code for a protein of 406 amino acids. The record is from RefSeq and is a predicted model, not a curated record. The transcript has a single exon.